Molecule: messenger RNA, 2318 nt
Organism: Petromyzon marinus (sea lamprey)
Lineage: Eukaryota; Metazoa; Chordata; Hyperoartia; Petromyzontiformes; Petromyzontidae
Source: RefSeq, a predicted model, not a curated record
AGCGAUCGAUUGCUCGAGUCUAGGCGAGGCCUCUCCCCCCCCCCCCCGACUCUCUCUGCAGUCCCGCGCUCGGCUCUCUCACCAGAUGCAGAACAACAACGACAAUGUCAUGCCCGAUCCACAAACACCGAGGAGACAUUACAGCGAUUACACUCCGCCGCUCCUGACGCGUUUGACCACCUGAAUGUGAAAUUGUAGUUUUUACCCAUUAAACCCCCCGUUAAAUAUGGCUGAUAAAAGGAAAAACACAUCGGCAAGUGACGUUUCGACUGCGAAGCGUAGCAGAAAGUCGGUGACUUUGGAAAUUAAAUACAAAAUAAUUAAAUUGGCAGACAAUGGCGAAUCAAAUACCGAAAUUGCUCGAAAGUUGGAACUACCUCGUACUACUGUGGUGACCAUUUUGAAGGAUAAGGCCAGAAUAUUGGAAGAGGUGAAGGGCCAGGCGCCUAUGCAGGCCGCAUACAUUCGCCAACGUGCUGGCCUUAUUGCAGAAAUGGAAAAGCAUUUGAUAGUGUGGCUCGACGAUCAAACUCGCCACCAUGUCCCCGUUAGCCUUGCAAUAAUUCAGGCUAAGGCGAGGAGUUUGUUUGAGCACCUUAAGGCGAGGCGUGGUGAAGGCUCCCAAUCAGAAACCUUCCAGGCCAGUAAAGGUUGGUUUAAUAGAUUUAAAUCAAGGUUCAAAUUUCAUGAAAUGAGGGUUAAAGGUGAAGCUAAAAGUGCAGAUGUGGCAACAGCCGGUGAUUUUUCAAGAACAUUGGCUGAAAUUAUUGAGGAGGGCAGGUACUGUGCCAGGCAAGUUUUUAAUGUGGACGAAACAGGUCUUUUCUGGAAGAAAAUGCCUUCCAGUACUUAUAUUGCCAAGGAGGAAAAUUCAAUGCCUGGAUUUAGAUCUGAAAAGGACAGACUCACACUUGUGCUUGGGUCAAAUGCAGCUGGGGACUUCAAAUUGAAACCUUUGCUGGUGUAUCAUUCCGAAAACCCAAGAGCACUCAAGGGCUAUACCAAGAAUACUCUUCCAGUCAUCUGGAAGUCAAAUCCCAAAGCUCGGGUUACUGGUGCAAUUUUCGAGGAGUGGUUUCGUGUUUAUUUUGUGCCUGCUGUCAAAGAAUAUUGCCGGACUAACAACCUUGCAUUUAAGGCAAUUUUGGUUUUGGACAAUGCUCCCUGCCAUCCUGUGUCUGUUGAAGGCUUUGACCCAAACAUCAAGGUCGUUUUCUUGACUCCUAACACCACCGCAUUGCUCCAGCCUAUGGACCAGGGUGUCAUGUCAUCAUUUAAGGCUUACUACCUCAGGCAAACCUUUGCUCAGGCCAUCAGUGCAACCGAUAAGGAAGGUGGACCGACGCUGACAGAAUUUUGGAAGGGCUUCAGUAUUUUGGAUGCCGUAAAAAACAUUGCUGCAUCGUGGAAAGAGAUGAAACAAUCUAACCUCAAUGGAGUUUGGAGGAAACUGUGUCCAGAAUUUGUCUCUAAUUUUCAAGGGUUCACUGACACAGUGGAAGAGGUGACCGAAAAUGUUGUUGAGAUGGCUGGUCAACUGCAGCUAGAAGUGGCACCAGAAGAUGUUGGUGAGCUGCUGGCAUCUCAUGCACAUGAGCUCAGCAAUGAAGACCUUCUGCAGCUAGAACAACAAAGACUUGAAGAAGAGACGCAAACACAAGAGACUCCUCACCCAUCGUUGUCAACAAAAGUCUUGAGUGAAGCCUUCCAACAUUUUGAAACGGGAAUGGCCUUGCUUGAGAAAAAUGAUCCAAACUUUGAAAGGAGUUCUAAAGCAAGCGAAAUCAUCAGGAGUGGUUAUACUUGUUACAGGGAGAUCUACAGGGAGCAAAAGAAGGCUGCUGUUCAGACAUCAUUGGACUUGUUCUUCAAAAAGCCUGUAGCACCACGAAUUGCACUUCCGAAGAGCCCACUAGCAGAGUCCCACCCCAGUGAUGACUGAUGAACCAGAAGGUUUUCCUUUACCAUCCUUUCUACAGUGAAUCUUAAUUCUUUUUUCAAAAGGUCAAGUUACUCCCCAACUCAUCCUCACUUGUUUAAUAAAGAUUUAUAGUAAAAUUUGUUUAAAACCCUCUGGUCUGUAGGUGUUGAUUACCUCUUAAUUAGACUGUGGAGUCAAUUAGACAACUAAAGCUGUCGAGCGUUAAGUGCUUACAAGAGGUUAAUUGUGGUGGGGCCUGGUCGGCAUGGCUCAUCCUCGGGCUCACUUGGAUUCCUUGUCAGGCUGUGUUGCCCCUGUCCUCGUAAAGUGCGGAGACAUUUGGUCGGGGUAAAGGGUUUACUCCUUUGCUCUCCAGAACUUGUAAUUAUAGUUUUUU